AUGCUUCUCCCGGAGGCUGAGCGCCUGCUGUUCCGUGCAGAGCCCACCGCGGAGGUCAUCCGCGUCGCACACGAGUCCAUCCGUGCCCGCAGCGCAGACAUCGAGUCUCUCGAGGAUAAAAUCCGCUCCCUUCUCACUCAAAUAUCUACCCUCCGUCACGAGCAGGCGAAGCACAAAACUGCCAUCGAACACUCCUGGGGCAUCGUCACUCUCGCUCGCCGCCUCCCGGAAGACAUCCUCAUCAAGAUAUUCGGUCACUGCGUCGAUGAUGGAUGGACCAGGGCCCCGGUUGUGGUCUCGCACGUCUGCUCCAACUGGCGGAGAGCCGCGCUCGCACCCAAGGUUUGGUCUCAUGUUUAUGUCCGGUGCGACGACGUCCACGUUAGCAACCGUACUCGACACUGGCUCAAGAUGGCGGGGCAUGCGUAUCUGCAUAUCAUAGUUGCUGUCUCGUGGAGAGUGCCUGCCCGCAAGAUCGUUGAGGUCAUGAAUGUACUCGUCGAACAUUCGAAACAGUGGCGGUCUCUCAGCGUCGAGACGGACCUCGACUCUCAGGCCGACGUCGUAUUCGGACAAUGCACCUUCUUCAUGCCCGAGCUUCGAAGGAUCUCGUCACGGACUGUGGGGUCUGUGGUAGCUCCCCCGGACGGUGUCGAUGCCAUCGAAAGUCGGCCUCUCGGCGAAAUCUUCAGCGCGGACAAGGCUCCGCAACUCAAUGCCGUCCAAUACAUCUGUGGAACGAUCCCCGAGAUUCCCCAUCUCCCCUCCCAAAUUACCGCGCUCACCCUUCAGGUCAGGACGAGCAUUGAAGUGCAGCCACUCUCCGCCUCGACCAUAAUAUCCAUGCUCGGCCGUCUACCCCAUUUGCAACAUCUCACCCUUUCCAUGCCACUCAUUUAUGAGCACCCGUUCGUUCGCGCUCAAGACCCGGAGGCAACCGUGUUUCUUCCGGACCUCACCACCUUCACCAUGUACGGUCCCACGGACCUCAACGAGAUGCUCCCCCACUUUUACACCCCGCGCUUGCGCGACCUCCACCUUCGCUCCCUCGAAGACCUCGGGUACCGCCAGCAGCCUAUCGGCCCGACACUCACCCGCUUCCUGGAGCUCUCUACCCCGCCUCUCGAGCUCCUCGAGCUGCACGACCUCGAUCUCUCGCCAGAAGCAUUCGCCACUACAUUUGCUGCGCUCCCCACCCUGCGUGAGCUGCGCCUACACGAGUCUUCCAUUUCGGACACCACCGUCGCGCGUCUUCGCGGGCCUCGCGGGCUGUGUCCCCGUCUCGUGCGCAUCGACUUCCGGUGGUGCAGUAUGCUCCAUGGCCACGCCCUCGUGGACCUCGUGCGUAGCCGCUGCACAGUCGACGACCUCGCCAUCCAAGGCUCCGAUCCGAUCCAGGAGGUUACGGUCGUCAACUGCUGUUUCGUGAUGGAAGACGAUGUUAUGGAACUCGCACGCACGACAGUAUGCCGCGUCGUGAUGCGAGAGCGGGAAGACUACUGCCGCGAGCGCGGAUGCUGCAUGAACAACAAGUACCGGACGCGCCUUCGCUUCGCCACAUGA
Molecule: messenger RNA, 1563 nt
Organism: Epithele typhae
Lineage: Eukaryota; Fungi; Basidiomycota; Agaricomycetes; Polyporales; Epitheliaceae
Exons: 2
Coding region: 1-1563 (520 amino acids)
Molecular function (GO): protein binding
Source: RefSeq, a predicted model, not a curated record